This is a messenger RNA of Protomyces lactucae-debilis, 1533 nucleotides long. RefSeq names its product kinase-like domain-containing protein. The transcript has a single exon. The annotation marks the transcript as partial. Gene Ontology annotation, biological process: peptidyl-serine phosphorylation; intracellular signal transduction. NCBI's taxonomy places the organism in Eukaryota, Fungi, Ascomycota, Taphrinomycetes, Taphrinales, Protomycetaceae. The record is from RefSeq and is a predicted model, not a curated record. Gene Ontology annotation, molecular function: ATP binding; protein serine/threonine kinase activity.
GCACCUUCCGUCACGACAGUCGAAAAGGCAGUCUCUGCGCGAACGUACUUUGAGACUUAUUACAACGGCCUCCUGAAUCGUCCAUCAGGUCGAGCUGCUCGUCAAGUCGAAUUGGAGGCAAUGCUUCAAGCUUGCAAAAAUGAUGCAGAGCGAGCAGAGAUGCGCAAAGAAUGGUCAAAACUCGAGACGCAAUACCUACGAGAGCUGCGCGCCAAAGUGGGCAUCUCUAGCUUCCAGCGCAUCAAGACUAUUGGUCGUGGGGCAUUUGGUGUCGUGCAGCUUGUUCAGGAGCGAAAAUCUGGACAAGUCUAUGCCAUGAAGUGUCUCAAGAAACAAGAUAUGCUGAGACGUGAGCAAGAGGCACAUGUCAAGGCUGAACGUGAUGCUCUGGCUGCUGCAUCAGAUCGUGGCAGGUGGAUCACCAAGCUCGAGUAUUCUUUUCAAGAUACGGAUUAUCUCUAUCUCGUGAUGGAGCACAUGCCUGGAGGUGACUUGUUGAGCCUGCUGAUUGACCACGACAUCUUUGAAGAAUCCAUGGCCAAGUUCUAUGCUGCAGAGAUGAUAUUAGCUAUUGAAGAAGCGCACAACAUGGGGUAUAUCCACCGUGAUAUCAAGCCAGACAAUUUUUUGUUCAAUGGGCAAGGCCACAUUCGUCUUUCUGAUUUUGGUUUAUCGACUGAUUUAUCCUGGGAGCAUGAUGCAAAGUAUUAUCAGCUACAGCGCAAAGACUUACUGAGACGUACAGGUAUCGAUCUCUUAGAAGGCGAUACAAUCGAUCGACGCAGGGGACAACUGGUCAAUCAAGCCAUGACAGUUGAGGAGUUGCCAACGACACACCAAAUGUCGUGGCGGAAUGAUCAUCGUCGACACCUCGCAUACUCUUGUGUUGGCACCAACAGUUACAUGUCGCCAGAGGUUAUCACAGGUGAAGGUUACAGCUGGUCUUGUGAUUGGUGGUCACUGGGCAUUAUCAUCUUUGAGAUGCUAUAUGGCUUUCCUCCUUUCUCAUGCAAGACUCGGCACGCUACACGGAUGAAGAUUCUCGGGUACAAGGAUACGCUCUGGUUUCCGGAAUCAAAGAGAGUCUCUGGUAAUGCGCGUCAUCUCAUAAAAGGUCUGUUGUGUGACCGACAUCAGCGUCUGGGAAGUCCUCGCAGGCCCUCCCGUUCGAGAUUCCAAAGACAAAGCAUGCAACAACCCUUCAGUGCUUCUCAACGACAUGAAACAGUCAAAGAGUGCGUACAAGACAUUAAAAAUCAUCCAUGGUUUCGAGGAAUUGACUGGGAGAAUCUACACUUGGCAGACGCCCCAUUCAGACCGCGCGUCAGUGGCCCUUUCGAUACUCGGUACUUUGAAGAGCCAUCACGAGAUGAGACCCUUGCUCCAGCGGGAGGAAAGCAGAAAGAACCAGAGCGAGCCAGGGAUAUUAUGCUGCGCGACAAGACUCAUGGUGCUGCUAUUAUGCACAUACGCAAAGAAAAUGCCUUCAAAGGAUACACGUAUCGUGGCAAACGCCGAAUGCCAAUCAAGCCU